UCAAACAUCUUUCCAUUUCUCUCUGUCUUUCAAUCCACCUUAAUUACUCAGAACACAGUUUUGUCUGAACUGAAACCUGUUUCAUUCUCUGAUUAACCUUAAACAUAAACAAUGGUUCUGUCAAAGACGAGUUCUGAAUCCGACGUUUCCGUCCAUUCCACCUUUGCUUCUCGCUAUGUCCGAACCUCACUUCCUCGGUUUAAGAUGCCGGAGAACUCGAUACCGAAAGAGGCUGCUUAUCAGAUAAUAAACGACGAGUUGAUGCUUGAUGGAAACCCAAGGCUGAAUCUGGCUUCCUUUGUCACCACCUGGAUGGAGCCGGAGUGUGAUAAGCUCAUCAUGGACGCCAUUAAUAAGAACUAUGUUGAUAUGGACGAGUACCCUGUCACUACAGAGCUUCAGAAUCGGUGUGUGAAUAUGAUUGCUCAUCUGUUCAACGCACCAUUGGGAGAAUCAGAGGCAGCCAUUGGAGUAGGAACAGUGGGUUCAUCAGAAGCCAUCAUGUUGGCUGGGUUAGCCUUCAAGCGCAAAUGGCAGAACAUGCGCAAGGCUCAGGGCAAACCCUAUGACAAACCCAACAUCGUCACUGGCGCCAAUGUCCAGGUUUGCUGGGAGAAAUUUGCAAGAUACUUUGAGGUGGAACUAAAGGAAGUUAAACUGAGUGAAGGUUACUACGUGAUGGACCCAGUGAAGGCAGUGGAAAUGGUAGAUGAGAAUACAAUCUGUGUGGCCGCCAUUUUGGGUUCAACUCUCAAUGGAGAAUUCGAAGAUGUCAAACUCUUAAACGACCUGUUAAUCGAAAAGAACAAACAAACUGGAUGGGAUACGCCUAUCCAUGUUGAUGCAGCUAGUGGAGGGUUUAUUGCGCCAUUUUUGUACCCAGAGCUUGAAUGGGACUUUCGUUUACCACUGGUUAAAAGUAUUAAUGUGAGUGGACAUAAGUAUGGAUUGGUUUAUGCUGGUAUUGGGUGGGUUAUCUGGAGAACCAAACAAGAUUUGCCUGAAGAACUCAUCUUCCACAUCAACUACCUGGGUGCUGAUCAACCUACUUUCACUCUCAAUUUCUCCAAAGGUUCUAGCCAAGUAAUUGCUCAGUAUUACCAACUCAUCCGAUUGGGACACGAGGGGUACCGGAACGUGAUGGAGAACUGCCAUGAAAACGCCAUGGUGUUGAAGGAAGGAUUGGAGAAGACAGGGCGGUUCGACAUUGUUUCUAAAGACCACGGAGUACCAUUAGUGGCGUUCUCUCUCAAAGACAACAGUCGCCAUGACGAGUUCGAGGUGGCCGAGAUGCUCCGGAGGUUCGGUUGGAUCGUGCCGGCUUACACCAUGCCGGCCGACGCUCAGCACAUCACCGUGCUUCGUGUUGUCAUCCGAGCGGACUUUUCACGCACUCUCGCCGAGAGGUUGGUGACAGACAUCGUAAAAGUGCUCCACGAGCUGGAUACACUUCCGGCCAGGAUUGGUCUGGCUCCAGUGUCGGGUGCAGCUGAAGAGAUUGAGAAGAAGGCCCAAGAGAAUGGAAAGAUUAAUGGCGUUGCCGUGGUGGUGAAGAAAACGCCCGAGCAGACUCAGAGGGAAAUCACAGCUUACUGGAAGAAGUACGUGAAUGAUAGGAAAACUAACAAGAACAAGAUCUGCUAGAUCAAUUUUCAUACUGAUUAAAUCAAUUGGUGUGGGUUACACUAAGGUCUUUUUUUUUUUUUUCCCCCUUUUGAGGAACGUUUAAUUACGCUCUUCUAAAGUCGUGUCUUAAGAAUUUUAUUUUAUUAUUUUGGCAGUUAACUAUAAUUGUUAUUGUGAUAUUGUCUUAUGGGACAAGGGUAGACCGAUGGCUUGGUGAUGGAAAUAAUUGUCUAAGAAGUUUUCUUUUAAUGAAUUGAAACAUGAAAUAUUUUUUGACAA
Carica papaya (papaya) is the source of this 1905-nucleotide messenger RNA. RefSeq names its product glutamate decarboxylase 4 (gene GAD4). The record is from RefSeq and is a predicted model, not a curated record. Gene Ontology annotation, cellular component: cytosol. NCBI's taxonomy places the organism in Eukaryota, Viridiplantae, Streptophyta, Magnoliopsida, Brassicales, Caricaceae. Gene Ontology annotation, molecular function: glutamate decarboxylase activity; pyridoxal phosphate binding. Gene Ontology annotation, biological process: L-glutamate catabolic process.